Molecule: messenger RNA, 1225 nt
Organism: Phragmites australis (common reed)
Lineage: Eukaryota; Viridiplantae; Streptophyta; Magnoliopsida; Poales; Poaceae
Product: mitochondrial thiamine diphosphate carrier 1-like
Exons: 6
Coding region: 42-1181 (379 amino acids)
Biological process (GO): transport
Molecular function (GO): transmembrane transporter activity
Source: RefSeq, a predicted model, not a curated record
UUCGCCGUUCGGGCGUGUCGCGCGUGUUCCGGGCCGCCGCGAUGGUUGGAGGCGGCAAGCCGCUUGGCGACAGCGUGUUCGCCGGCCACACGGCCGCCGGCGUGGCGGCUAUCAGCGCCUCCGGCGUCGCCGUGCACCCCCUCGACACCGUCAAGACCCUCCUCCAGCUGGGCGCGGCGGGGCAGAAGCAGAACAUGGGGCUCAGACAGGUGGUGGACCGGCUCGUGGCCUCCUCCGUCCCUGCAGGUCUUUACAGUGGCAUUGGAUGGUCCAUAAUGGGUAAACUACCUGGGUUGGGAGUGCGUUUUGGGACCUAUGAACUUUUUACAGCCUUCUUGGCAGACGGGAGGGAGGACAACUAUGUUUAUUAUUCUGAGGCUAUGAUGGCUGGCAUAGCUGCUGGUGCUAUAGAGGCUGUUUCCUGCACACCAUUUGAACUUUUCAAUCUUCGGAACCAAGUUAGUUCUGUGAUACCUUCAAAAGCAGCGAGCCCUGCAAGUAUUGCACAAGAAUCAUUUCCUCUGCUUUCCAAACUGCUGCCUGGUUAUGUUGCUGACAUGAGGGUGUGGAACAGCACUGUGAGCCUUUUGUCUGAUCUUUCUCCGAAGCAUCCCGACAUGUUGGGUGCCCUGAAACAGCACCCAUGGAUGCUUACUAGUUCUGGGAAGCCCCCAUUACCCUCUGUCCAGCUACCUUCUAGAGUGACAUCACUUGAAGGUUGGGGUGCUCUGUGGAGAGGGCUUAGACCAGGGAUAGCUCGAGAUUGUGUCUUUGGUGGUAUGUUCUUUUCAACUUGGCAAUUCAUACACACAGGGAUGCUCACUUGGAAGGCAGUUAAUAUGAACCCUAAACCUAGGAAACUAGAAGAAGCAGGCCCUGUACGUCCUUUUGCUUGUGUUGCUGCAGGCUUCUCAGCAGUGGUAGCAGCUGCUGCUUCACAUACGUUUGAUACUGCGAAAAGUCGUUCUGAUUUUCCUUUGCAGGAUAUCGCAAUGGAGAGGAAGUUUCUCAAUUGGAAAGCACCAGGAACGUGGAUAGAGAGAAAGACAGGAAUAUCUCCUGCUGGUAGGAGUGUUCUGUUCCGUGGAAUUAGACUAAGGGACUUAAGAAUGGCGUGUAAUGUAAUUGCAUCGUUUGUGCUUGUGUGGUCGUACUAUCUAGCUGUAGAUUACAUCUCUUAGAUGACAUGAAGAGACAUCAUCAGAUGAUUUCUUUUAUUUGAAAA